UCGAGUAAGUAAAACCGGAAACGCUGUAACGACAGCAGUCAUGGCGUCGACAGCGGCGACCCGAGCUGCUGCUGGUGCAUCUAGAGUUGUUAAACCAAUUUUUAGCCGGGACCUGGACGAAGCUAAGCGCAGGGUCCGGGAGCUGUACCGAGCCUGGUACCGAGAGGUGCCUAACACAGUGGCAACGUUUCAGCUGGACAUCACGACGCGUCAGGGAAGAGACAAAGUGAGGGAGAUGUUCGACAAAAACAAGCAAGUCAAUGACCCCCGUGUGAUCGACAUGUUGGUCAUUAAGGGGAAAAUGGAACUCCAGGAAACGAUCCACAUCUGGAAGCAGAAGACCCACAUUAUGCGCUAUUUUCACGAGACAGAGGAACCUCGUGGCACUGACUUCCUGUCCAAAUUCUACCACGGUCACGACCCAUGAACUGUCGGCUGACCUCUGACCCCUCUUUGCUUGUGUCCAGUGACAGAUGUUCCCCUUUAUUGUAAAUACACACUUAACAACCACA
Molecule: messenger RNA, 512 nt
Organism: Cottoperca gobio
Lineage: Eukaryota; Metazoa; Chordata; Actinopteri; Perciformes; Bovichtidae
Gene: ndufa6
Product: NADH:ubiquinone oxidoreductase subunit A6
Exons: 3
Coding region: 41-427 (128 amino acids)
Biological process (GO): response to oxidative stress
Cellular component (GO): respiratory chain complex I
Source: RefSeq, a predicted model, not a curated record